CAAUAAUAGAAAGGUCUUGGCGACCCAUCGUAUCCACUUAAGGGUUGUGAUAAGAUUAGGAGGACAGGAGGAGUACCCAAAUAAGGAAUUGAAAAGAGAUUGUAAGGGCUUAUUAGGGUUUAAGGGGGUAGGCUUCGCGGCGGCAGACGAAGGAAAGAGCCAGUGUAGUCGAAUCCAUGGAUGAUGAGAAUGGAAAGACACGAAAGAGGAAGGGGCCAUGUCAUGCCACAGAAAGCAGUGGCUUCGAUCUGGAGGAGCCAAUGGGAUUUGCCUUGAAGAAAAUUGGUGCUGGCUUGGCCAACCUUGGCAAUACAUGUUUUCUGAAUUCGGUUCUACAAUGCCUUACUUACACAGAACCCCUCGCCGCUUACUUGCAAAGCGGCAGGCACAAGAUUGCUUGCCGCGCCUCUGGAUUCUGCGCUAUGUGUGCAAUACAAAACCAUGUAAUGAAUGCUCUGUCAUCAAGUGGCAAGAUUUUGUCACCUUCUCAUCUUGUGAAGCAUCUGCCCUGCAUAUCUCGCAGCUUCCGCAUAUCCAGACAAGAAGAUGCUCAUGAAUACAUGGUAAUGCUUAUGGAAUCCAUGCACAGAUGUUCUCUUCCUUCAGGGAUAGUGAGUGAGUCUCCAAGUGCAUAUGAAAAAAGUUUGGUACAUAAAAUUUUUGGUGGCCGUCUCAGGAGCCAGGUCAAAUGCAGACAAUGUUCACAUUGCUCAAAUACAUAUGAACCUUUCUUAGAUUUGAGUCUGGAAAUUUCUCAAUCCGAUUCUUUGUUAAAGAUGCUGUCCAAUUUUACUGCAGUAGAACAACUAGAAGGAGGAGAGAAAAUAUAUGAAUGUGAACGAUGUAAAGUAAAAGUUCAGGCUGUAAAACAGUUCACAGUAGAUAAGGUUCCACAUGUUCUUGCAAUUCAUCUCAAGCGGUUUGAUUCAAUGGGAGGAAAAAUCAAUAAGAAAGUUGAGUUUGGACGUACAUUAAACAUGAAGCCCUUUGUUAGUGGUCAACAGGAAGGAAGUUUCAACUACACACUUUAUGGCGUCCUGGUGCAUGCUGGCAGGAGUACAUAUAGUGGUCAUUAUUACUGCUUCAUUCGUACAUCAACCGGCAACUGGCAUGCUUUAGAUGAUAAUAGGGUCUAUAAAGUGAAUGAGCAAGUUGUGUUAGAGCAGAAGGCUUACAUGCUGUUCUAUGUGCGUGAUAAACAGACAAUAAAUCAACUGUCAGUCAAUUCAAAGCAUCAAGGCAAAGAGCUCAAGCAUAAUAAAUCAACAUCAUUGAAUGCCACAUUUAAAAUGGAAAGUCCUUUAUCUGUUUCUUCAGUUCAGUCAAUCCCAAAAAUGUCAUCUUGUUUGAAUUCUAAUGGCACUACAGUUUCGCGGAAGGUGGAUAGAGUUCUAAGGAAGGAAACCAUGUUAGAUGACUAUUCUGCUUGUAAAGGUGCAGAAGCUGGGCAGAAUGUUAACAUUCAUUCUUUGCCAAAGCUUCCUUUGGUUUCGAACUCAGAUAUGUUGGAAAAUGAUGGUGAGUCACAAGGUACUGCAAUCAUGGUGAAUUCCAGUGCGAAUGAUCCUGUCACUUAUGUUGACUGUAACAUGGGUAAGGAUUUGGAGAAUGAUACAGCUGAUAAUGGAGAGAAAACUUCUACACAUUUGGGGAAAGCUAUUGCUGAUGAUCAGCAUGAGAUUGUGAAAAACUUGGGUAAUGAUGAUAUAAUUGACCAUGCACAUAGUAAUGGACAUUCAGCUGUAGAAAACUUAAUGAAUGGUGACAAAUUUGUUGUUGCUGCUGCUAAAGUGCCCCAGGUUACUAAGAUUCCUGGGGAAGUUCAUAUGAACCAUCAUGUGACUGUCAGAGAGGGCAAUGAUGCUCAGGCUUCAAUUUCAGGAGAUAUAUUGAACCACAGAAAUGGUACUGCUUUGCCCCUGAAGGAAAAUUUUGAUGGAGUCCCACGUAAGAUUGAAAUUUUGGAUUUUUCUAAAACGAUCAAGGAAAGCAACAAUUCACUUCAAAAGCAGGAUUCAAUCUGUCAUUUGCAUGAUAAAAGAUUUAAAUUUCAGAGACUUGUUGGGUACUCAAAGCUUGCCAUGCCAUUGUCAAGGCGCUUCCUACUUCAUACAGCUCUUGGUAUUUCUAGAAAUAAGAGAUUGUUUAAAAGGAAGAAACAAUCUCAUCUCCAGUACAAUAACUUGCCUUGCAGUACUUCAUCUGGUAGCACUGUUAAAUCUGCCAACAGUUUAGCUCAUUUGCAGAAUGCAGUAGUUGAAAGAGGAUCUAAAACUGAUGGGCAACACAUAAUGUCAACUGAAAAUUGCUUCCUUAAUUCUUUUGAGCUCAACCAAAACCAUGAGUCAAUGAUUUCAUCUGUCCAGAAUGGCUCUGCAUUCACUAAAAUUGAGGAAACUCACUUGGAAUCCCAUUUGCUUUCUGGAAGUGCUCAAACUAGUUCUAGACAGAUUUGUUCACAACAUAGUGUGUGCAAGCGGAGGAAUCCUAAACAUAAUGCUGAACAACCAUUUAGUGGAACUUGUGUUGGAAUAUCCAACGAUCAGACUUCUACAUGCAAUGUUAAUGAUUGUGGGCAAUCUUCAGUUUUAUUGGAUUCAUUGCAACAUGGAAAUGUUCCUACUUGCAACUUGAGCACACGCAAUGAAAGAAACCCUGUUAAAUUUUGUGUGAAUUCUGCCUCUUCAAAUAUUCAAGAUCAAUGUGGGCAACGCAGGGAAACUGUCCCAAAAAAUGCAAUCUUGUAUAAGACCUCUUUGGAGUCAGACAGGGCAGAGAUCGACAGAUUCCCAUAUGAAAAAGAAGCGCGUUUUGGUUAUAUCAUGGAUGGCUGGGCUGAAGAGUACGACUCUAGCAAGAACAAAAGGGUGAAGCUAUGUGUAGAUGGAAAUGCCAUUAUUUAUGAUAAUAAAAGACAAGUUGAUGAGUGCAAUAAUUCUUUUCAGGCCGUAGUUGCAAGUCGCAAAGUGAAAAUCAGAAAAUUGAGUAGAAGAAAUAUUGCUACUACUGGAAACAAGCCAAGCUAGACUGCGAAAAGACAACAAGUGUACUAAUUCCAGCACAAUGUGCUGUGUUGUAACGUAUCUUUUUUCCCUUAGAUUUUUUCUGAUGGCAAAUUGCCUUCUAUAGUAUAUUAUAUUUCAAGCUUGAUGCACCAAGCACAUCGGAGAGGAUUGUAACAGGAGUAUCAUCGGGAGUAGUAUGACACAAUACAUUAGCAACAGAGAAUAAACAGGUUUAUCAUGGCAUAUGGUUUGCAAGCUGAUUUAUAUUUGAUCAGUAUCCUCAAAUUUUGAGGAAAAUUUUUGAGUUUGCGACUCAUUAUUGUUAGUUGAGUCCAGAUUCAAUCUGCAGAAUUUUGUUCUUGUUAUUUUGAGCGAGAGUAAAUGGAAGGAACAAUUUUUCAAGCUGAAUGUGACUCAGAUUACAUCAGCUUCCUACUUCAAACAUGCCAAUUC
Cryptomeria japonica (Japanese cedar) is the source of this 3458-nucleotide messenger RNA. RefSeq lists its product as uncharacterized. Bases 177 to 3026 code for a protein of 949 amino acids. NCBI's taxonomy places the organism in Eukaryota, Viridiplantae, Streptophyta, Pinopsida, Cupressales, Cupressaceae. Gene Ontology annotation, biological process: protein deubiquitination. The record is from RefSeq and is a predicted model, not a curated record. Gene Ontology annotation, cellular component: nucleus; cytosol. Gene Ontology annotation, molecular function: cysteine-type endopeptidase activity; cysteine-type deubiquitinase activity. The transcript is spliced from 10 exons.